This is a messenger RNA of Nerophis lumbriciformis (worm pipefish), 1830 nucleotides long. NCBI's taxonomy places the organism in Eukaryota, Metazoa, Chordata, Actinopteri, Syngnathiformes, Syngnathidae. The record is from RefSeq and is a predicted model, not a curated record.
AUGGUCAAAAUUACGUCGGACAUCGUGAACCAUCUCGUACGUCACUACUGCGGGAACUGUACCAACCAUAUAAAACAGAACAGUGGUCUUCCAAACAAUGCACGACAGAAGAGCAUGCAGGAUCUUGACACUGACAGAUACAAAACUACAGCCAUGAAUAAUAUCAUUCAAGAUGAUCAAAACAACAAGACAGCCCUAAAAAGACCUAAGUCAAAGAAGAACAUCAACCAUUUCACCGAUAUGCACGGUCUACCUUGCAUAGAGAAGAUUGUGUGCACCGUGGAGGACACUCCACGCCCAAUCCAAACAAAUAUCACAGGCAAAUUCCCAGAAUGGGUCAAUGGCAGUUUCUUGAGGAAUGGCCCUGGGAAGUUUGAAAUUGGAAACCAUAAGUUCAACCACUGGUUUGAUGGCAUGGCUCUACUUCACCAGUUCAAAAUUUCCAAGGGACAGGUGACAUACAAAAGCCGUUUCCUCUCCAGUGACAGUUACCUGGCCAACAAAGAAAACAACCGCAUUACUGUUUCUGAAUUUGGAACGGUCACUGUACCAGACCCUUGCAAAAACAUUUUCCAACGCUUUCUCUCAAGAUUUGAAUUACCAAAGCCCACAGAUAAUGCCAACGUGAGUGUGGUGACCUACAAAGGCGAUUACUAUGUAAGCACUGAAACAAAUAUGAUGCACAAGAUAGACCCUGAGACACUGGAGACGACCCAAAAGGUGAACUGGAGCAAUUUCAUUGCUGUUAAUGGAGCCACAGCACACCCUCACACUGAUCUUGAUGGCACAACAUACAACAUGGGGAAUUCAUUCUCCUGUAAAGGAUCAUACUACAACAUUAUCCAAGUGCCUCAAAACAAAGGCAACAGUGAAGAAACUCUGGAGGGAGCCAAGGUGCUCUGUUCUAUUCCCUCAGCAGACAGUGCCAAACCCUCCUACUACCACAGUUUUGCAAUGUCGGAGAACUACGUGGUAUUCAUUGAGCAGCCCAUUAAGAUGGACCUGUUGAAGAUUAUUACAGGCAAGUUGAAAGGAAAGAGUAUUAGCGACAGUUUCUCUUGGGACCCCAAACUCAAAACCAUCUUCCAUCUGAUUCACAAAAAAACAGGGAAGGUGAGCGCCAUAAAGUACCUUGCUCAACCACUGUCAGUCUUCCAUCAAAUCAAUGCCUUUGAGGAAGAUGGUUAUAUAAUCUUAGAUAUGUGUGCAUCAGAUGAUGGCCAGGCAAUUUCAAACUACAAUGUCCAGAACCUUCGCAAGUCUGGAGAGGAUCUUGAUGAGGUGUAUAACACACUGUGUCGAGUAUUUCCACGCCGUUUUGUUCUACCUCUCAAUGUUGACAAAAAAACACCGUUCAACCACAACUUGAACAGCUUGCCCAACAGCUCAGCCACUUCGUUAAGGAUUGGCAAGAACAAGAUAUUCUGCACACAUGAGGAUCUCCACGGGGAAGACCUUCAUGAGUACGGUGGUCUGGAGUUUCCUCAGAUCAACUAUGGAAAGUACAACACCCGCGCUUACCGCUACUUCUACGGCUGCGGUUUCAGACACCUUGUUGGGGACUCGCUGAUUAAGAUGGACCUGAAAGAUAAACACAUGAAGGUUUGGGAAAAACCUGGUCUAUAUCCCUCGGAACCUGUCUUCAUACCCUCUCCUGAUGCCAUAGAGGAGGAUGAUGGUGUUAUUUUGUCUGUGGUCAUUACGCCACAUAAGGACAAGAGUACAUUCCUCUUGGCUUUGGAUGCCAAAACGUUCGAAGAGUUGGGAAGGGCUGAGGUGCCAGUUAAUAUCCCAUAUGGCUUCCAUGGAACAUUUCAUGCCACAGUGUAA